Drosophila takahashii is the source of this 2602-nucleotide messenger RNA. It is a transcript of the gene comm3, whose product is annotated as comm3. The record is from RefSeq and is a predicted model, not a curated record. NCBI's taxonomy places the organism in Eukaryota, Metazoa, Arthropoda, Insecta, Diptera, Drosophilidae. Gene Ontology annotation, biological process: axon guidance.
UUUGGGCCAGACAUAGCUCAAUCUCAAUCUCGAUCCGUAUCUGCAUCUCAAUCUCAGCAUCGCCCUAUGUUCCGUCAUUCAGUCAGUCACUCAGUCAGUUAGUCAGUUGGCAGUUCAUUCAUUCGGUUUGUUUGCCAACAGUCGCUGCCUUUGGAGCGAUAUUUCGCGGUCGCAGUCGACGUCGCGCUGUCACCGCUGGCGGCAGUUAACUUCUCGCUGUUAACGUGGCUAUAAUUGCAAGACGCAAAGAAAGCAGUUUUAAUUGUUGUAAACAAGCGCGCGAGUUCGGUUCAUUUGGCAAAACAAAAACAAACGACCAGAAGUUCUCCGCGAGUUGUUCAAUCAGUUUUUAUUGUUGAUAAAGGUCGUGAAAAUUGAAUUGGAAAAUUAAAAGCGAAUGGCGCCAACUGUUUAACGUGAAAUGAACGGCUAUUUCAAUCAGCCAGUGAAAAAGUAGAACAAAUAUAUAGAAAUUAAUUGCAAAUGAUUUGUGAACGUUGUAUAUAAAAAGUUGCACGUGUGUUGCCUUGGAUUCAGCUAUAUGCACUUCACGUGUAAUCGAGAAUUAGCAUGGCAAAUAUGGGGAGAUUUUACAGCCUCGAAAGUGGCGGAGAUUAAACGAAACAGAGCACAGCUCCAGAGGCAUGACAAAUGUUUUCCCUCAUUUCCACUUGGCAAAUCAAUAAACUGAAUUCAUACAGAUAGACAGCCGAAGGAGAUAUAGUAUAUAUAUAGUAUGUGCAUAUGUUUAUUGCUAAGAUAAAUUCCCCGCGAGCAAAACAGCAAACAGUAAAAAUAUAUGGGAAAAAAGGAGAGCUUAAUGCCAACGAUCAAUAUUUGAACAACAAAUCAGCAAUGAGAGCGAAGAUACAGAUACAAUUUUCAGAAAAAAACCGUACGAGAUGCGUGAAGCGAAUUAACACCGAUGCGUUAACACAAUUAGUUGAAAAGUGAAAAACGACAUAAAGUAGAGGCAGGAGAUUAAAUAAAAUAAAAUAUAUAUGCCAUUCGGGAGUGCCGACAAAAAGCGGGCCAGCAAUUUUGCAACUUUACACUCGACGGGCGUUUUCAGUCGCGUAAUGAAGCUCCAGCAUCGCGGCUGAGUCGAAGAAAAAAACACAUGUGCCAGAAACUAAAGCUAAAGUGAUAAAAAGAAACAAAAAUAUUACAAAAUAAACAGUUCUAAACUAUGGCUGAUUUAUUGAAAGCGCUGAAUAUCACGGGCAACCUGCUGGCAGGCCUCGAAGAUACCGGCAAUCUAACAAUUGCAACUGCAACGUCCACAACUUUGAGUGAAGGCCUCAAUGGUACGGCAACGACCUUGGAUGCCACAUCCACCAAUAGUGGCGAAAAACUCGAUCUUGGCGGCUUCGAUUUGCCUGGGAACUACUCGAUACUCAUUAACAAACUGGAGCAGCUGGCCCUGGGCUUGGAUUCGGCCUUGGGAAAUUUCACCAUCGACCGCCAGGAGGUCGAGAUCAACUUGAGUGGCGCAGCCUCCGCCAACGAAGUGGCCGAUGUGGCCGACGAUCUCUUCGAUGUACUGCCAGCUGCUCGGGCUCCGCCGCCGCAUAUAGCCCACGGAUCGAGGAUAUAUACGGGCGACGAUGGCCAGGACUUUGCCCAUGUGGUCAGCGAUAUCUGGAUCGGAGUUAUCCUCACGCUGCUCAUCGUAUUUGUGAUAUUCUUCAUUUGCGCUUGCUUCGUUUAUCACAAGUUCCAGCAGUGGAAGAACUCAUACCGUGCCAAUCACAGUGAUCCGACUAUUGAGAUCUGCCGUCGCUGCCCGCCGGACUACGAGGCUGAGUCGCUGCCCUCGUACACGAUUGUGUCCGGAUUGCCCACCUACGACGAUGCCCUGGAGGAGUUCCGCAAGGCGGGCAUUAUCCUGACCCCCGCUGUGGUGCCCAUCAUCAAGAUAUUCGAGUGCGAGAACGGCAAGGAGCAGGCAGUGGGCUACAGCCUGGUGGAGACGAACAUUUCGGGGGCAGAUGGUGGGGCUGGGGCGGACAACGUGUCGAUAGCCUCGACCACCUGCAACUGCGGCAACUCCUCGCCCACCUCCUCGCUGCCCAGUUACAGUGCCGCCACAGCGGCUGCCAUGGCAGUGGCGGCGGCUGCUCCUCCCCAGGUGAUCGAAUUGUCACCGGAACACCUGGCCUCCUUGUCCCAGAAACGACUCUCCCUGCAGAUCUCAUUCAACAAUUCGGUGCGUCGGCAAUCGCCGCUUAGGAAUCAUCUACUCAGAUCCCGGGCGGUGGGGAAUACGGCCGGAAUGGGUCCAUCGGAGGGUGCGGUGGGUGUGGCCAUUCACGGGUCAGGAGGUCACGGUGGACAUGGACAUGGCGCCGGAGCCACCAUCCUGCCCGCCCUGCAUCGUUCCACUUCCACUAUUUCACUGUCCAACGAACGCCAGUUGCUGGAUCAACGCCUAAGGCAUUUGCAUCAUCGCGGUUCCCUCUACUGAGAACCGAAAAUUGAGCAUACCGACUGCCUGACUAUUCCUUCCUAAAUUGUAUUCCUUACGUUAUUCAUAUCCCAAAAGUUGUUAGUUUUAAGACACAGACACAAUAAACAUACGUUAUUUUAUGAUUGUUUCUAA